ACCGAUAACAACAACAACAACAACACCAACAACACUGUCAGUGUAUUUGAUGAAAUGCGUCAAAAGUUUUUAUCGAUAGUCAAUAAGUCCAGCUAUGAGUUUGACAAACGAGACAUCGAAAUGGUUAGACUGAAGGACUGGUGGAUCGAACGGUUCCUAUUGGUCAGCAAUACGGAAGACGAAGCACUGGACUCAUUGGUCGACACAAUGAAAUGGCGCAAACAGUUUGGUGUCAACGAUCUGACCGAAAGUUCAUUUCCCGAAGAGUUAUAUAGAAUCGGCGAAUUUUUGCAGUUCUGUCGGGACCGGGAGGGACGUCAAGUGCUAUGGCUUCAGAUGCACAGACAUCAUAAAUGCGAUGAAGACAAAUGGUAUGAUAUGGCCAAACACUAUAUCGUCUAUUGGUUAGAACUUUACGACCGAAAUAAUACUCACAAAGGCGGUUGGGCAAUGGUCAGCGAUUGUAGCCAACAAUCAUUGAGCAAUGUAGACAUGGAUCUCAACAGUUUUGUUGUCAACACAUUACAGUCCCGCUAUCCGAAAGGUCCGAAAUAUUUGUUGAGCAUAGACUUGCCGUGGCUAUUGAAUUUUGUGGCCAAAAUUGUCGUAUCGUUUAUGAACGACGAGCUCCGGGCGAUUUAUAAGCCCAUAUCGAGCAGCGAAUUAGAUGGCUAUAUUGCACCUGAAUAUAUACCGGUGCAUCUGACCGGCGGUAAGUAUGAUAAACCAUUGAUUCAGGUUCCGGCGGGCGUCAAACCGUUGACCAAAUUUCCAAACUUUACCGAUAGUGACAUUAGUAAUAUUUAUGAAACGAAUGGGAGACUGACGGGAGAGUCGGUCUAA
This is a messenger RNA of Oppia nitens, 843 nucleotides long. Its product is annotated as motile sperm domain-containing protein 2-like. The record is from RefSeq and is a predicted model, not a curated record. The coding region runs from base 55 to 843 and encodes 262 amino acids. The transcript is spliced from 2 exons. Lineage: Eukaryota; Metazoa; Arthropoda; Arachnida; Sarcoptiformes; Oppiidae.